Molecule: messenger RNA, 169 nt
Organism: Dentiscutata erythropus
Lineage: Eukaryota; Fungi; Glomeromycota; Glomeromycetes; Diversisporales; Gigasporaceae
Source: the annotation of a GenBank genome assembly
UGAAUCAGCCAGUAGCUCCAAUAUUGAAAACAAUUCCAUUGAAAUAAUUCCUAUACAGGAAGUUAGUCACUCCAAUAUUGAAAACAAUUCCAUCGAAAUAAUUCCUAUACAAGAAGUUAGUAGCUCCAAUAUUGAAAAUAAUUUCAUUGAGAUAAUUCCUAUACAAGAA